Syzygium oleosum is the source of this 4107-nucleotide messenger RNA. Its product is annotated as protein WHAT'S THIS FACTOR 1, chloroplastic-like. The record is from RefSeq and is a predicted model, not a curated record. The transcript has 3 exons. Gene Ontology annotation, molecular function: RNA binding. NCBI's taxonomy places the organism in Eukaryota, Viridiplantae, Streptophyta, Magnoliopsida, Myrtales, Myrtaceae. Bases 269 to 1666 code for a protein of 465 amino acids.
CCCUCCUCUUCUUCUUCAUUCUCCGCACAAACCACGCUUGAAAUCCCGACCGGCUUCUGUUGAAGUCAAAACUGAUGCUGAUCGAGUGAUCCAAGAGAGGUGGUCAUCGCGCAUUUACGCUGAUCUUCUCCAAUAUCUUCGUCUUGGCCUCUCGUUCUUCCUCGUUCCGUUGCACGUAAGCUGUUUGAUUUCUGUCCUCAGUGAGAGGCAUUUGCUUUUCUUGGUCUUGUUUCUUGAAUUUGGAGCAAAGCCAUAUUAGCAUCUCGAGAUGACCCGUCUUCAAUUCAUUGUUAAAACCGUAGCUUCCUCGAACGAAUGGAGUGCGGCAAGAGAGUUUGGAUGCUUCGUCACCUCGCUAGUGCGUUCGCCUACCCUGAGAAGAAAUUGGAGUUUUGGUGAGGUUGUACUUAUGGGGUCGCAGCGUAGAUUCAUGACCACUAGCAAGAGAGUGCAAGAUAGGAGCAAGAACAAGAGGGUCCAUGAUCUCGAAAUCGCCACCGAGAAGCAUAAAGUGGUGUCUAAGGUGUUGGUUCUGAUGGAAAUGUUGAAGAAGGAACCCGAGAUGAUAAUCCCCGUGAGGUCGCUGGAUCGACACCGGAGACAAAUUAAUUUGCCCAAGCCACACAGUAUAGUGGACUUCAUUCAGAAGUCGCCGAAACUGUUUGAGUUGUACAAGGAUCAGAAAGGGGUAUUGUGGUGUGGAAUGACUAAAGAAGCUGAAGACUUGUUAGAGGAAGAGGAGAGAUUGAUUAGGGAACACUCUGGCACGGCUGCUGAAUACGUGACUAGGAUGUUGAUGAUGUCGGUCAAUAAACGGCUUCCUCUGGACAAAAUUGCUCAUUUCAGGAGAGAGUUUGGUUUGCCAGCUGAUUUUAGGAGCAAGUGGGUACACGAGUAUCCGCAGCACUUCAAAGUGGUUAACUCUCCAGAUGAAGUUGAUUAUCUCGAGCUUGUAGAGUGGAAUCCUGCUUGGGCUAUCACAGAGUUGGAGAAAGCCAUAUUGGGGGUAUCGGAAUCUGCCUCUCAUACUCCAGGGUUGCUUUCCCUAUCUUUCCCCUUGAAGUUUCCUGCCAGUUACAAGAAGGUGUAUAGAUAUGGAGGGUCGAUUGAGCACUUUCAAAAAAGAUCUUACUUAUCUCCUUAUGCUGAUGCACGUGGCCUCCAAGCUGGAUCAAAAGAAUUCGAUAAGAGGGCCAUUGCAGUGAUGCAUGAGCUACUCAGCUUCACAAUGGAAAAGAGGUUGGUAACCGAUCACCUCACCCACUUUCGACGAGAAUUCGUGAUGCCUCAGAAGCUGAUGAGACUCUUGUUGAAGCAUCUUGGCGUUUUCUAUGUCUCUGAGAGGGGGAACAGGUUUAGUGUGUUCUUGACAGGAGCUUAUGAAGGUGCAGAGCUGAUUCAGAAAUGUCCGCUGGUUCUGUGGAAGGAAAAAGUCCUAAGCCUUAUUGGUUAUAGAGGGAGGAAGAAAAAGAUAGAAACUUUUACAGACAUAUCGGAUAUGGAAGAUAAUGAUUUUCUUGAGGGUAACUCUGAGGAUGAAGGCAUCCCUAUGCAGCUUGACCAACAAGAAGCCAUUAGCGAAUUGGAGGAUACUGCAGUUGGAGACAGCUCCUUCAUGGAUAUAUAUGAAAUCAACAAUGAAUACAAGCCUCAUGAUUCAUUUUAAGGUCAUAUGUUCUUGUUCAAGCAGUCAAGAUUACUUGCUUUCCAGUCUUCUUCUUCACAAGUUCAAAGUUUGGAGUAUUUUCUGUACAGAUUUAAUUAGACAAACUCGUCCUUACAUCUAUAAACCAAGUUAACGAAUAACGGACUGAUCCAUCUCAUUCCUUGUUAGUCCUAAACAUUGCCACUGGAACUCCUGAAUCAAUGAUUAAGAAAUGUGCAGAUAAUGCUUUUGGCAACUCUCAGCCUGCCUUGGUGCCAUCAAGGACAUCAGAAGCAGUCUAUGUACGGUGACCGGUUCAUUCCCAGUUAUUGGUCCGAGUUAAUGAGUUCUGCUAUUCUGAAGUUGAACUUACAACCCUGCAAGUUAUUUGAAUCUCAAUUGUUGGGUCAAAGAGAUGAUUGGGUAGUAGCAAUCAUGGAGAACAUAGCCUAUCUGCCGCUGCAAUAAUUAACGUUCUUUCUAUUGUUGUUUCAAAUUAGAUUCUGAGCUCACCCUGCAGUAAUGCCCUGUUCAUCGCUGUGAAUUCAGGUGCACAAUAUCUAAAACUUCCUUUUGCAACAUACUUUCAUUUGCUUUCUAUCUGAUUGCCUCUUCCAUAGGUCUUGCAAUUUCUAUUCAAAAUCUCCAUGAAACUAUGGCACACUCAUGUUUUUGGGUUCUACUAGAGAACUUCCUUUUGUUGUUUUUUAGAACCCAGCAUCGAAUGAUAAGUAGUUUAUAUAACUCUUUGUUUAUGUUGGGCUGUGUUUAUGGUUGAUUCAUUUCUUUAGCUUACUGAUUUGUUUGGAAGAAAGAAAUAGGAGAGCCUUUGAAAAUAGGAAGACUGGUUUUUUAGUUUGAAUCAUAGAUGGCUUUCCACAGCUUUUGGUUGUGUGGAAAUGACAUUACUAACGUGCAUUCUUUCUUAUACCUCAUAACAUGAAUUGUGUUCAUGAUUUGUUACGCAGGCUAGCAUCUGCUUGAUGCCAUUUUGCAAUAAAUUUCUUUUGCUUAUCAAAAUUCUUAGCAAACUCACUGGAGACAAUGUUGAGUAAUUUGCUUUCAAAUGUUGCCACUAGAUUUCUUCUCUUGCUCAUAAAAACCAUGAUAUCUUAAACUGCCUGCGACGAACUGAACUGCUACUGUAUAGCUAAAAAUAUUUUGCACUGCAUUUUUCUGGUUUUUGCUUUAUAACCAAAUACCAUGGUUUAUAGAUUUCAUUUCUUUUGAGGUUUAUUCGAGAUGACACUGAAAUAAUUUUCUUUUGAUUGUGGCAAUUAGAUCUCUUCUCAAGCCUGACAUAGUCCUAUGAACUCUCGAUAGCAUGCCAUGCUCGACUAAGUUCCUAAGAGCAUAUAAGGUUGUGUUAUUUAAAUUUGUUUGACUUAACAUAAACAGAAGCAGCAGAAAAGAUACUUUGGCCUUACCCUUGCAAUAUUUUUUGCAUUUGAUACACAAAGGUGACAAUGUAGUUGACAAACCUUUUGGCUUAGCAUCGCAGGUAAAGAAAGUUUUUUUGUCAUAGUUGAAUGGCGUGUUGUCGAGCACAUGAAACUUGGGGACAUCUAUGACAAGGGUGACAAAUUGUCCACUACAUAGAAAGGGAAAUGAUCAAGUGCUUGGAGCUCAUUAUAUGCCUCUAGCGAUGCUGAAAUGUGAUUAGAAGUGACGCUGAGGUGAUGGUGGACGGAUGUCACCCUGCAUAUCGAAGAUUAGGGUGGAAAGGGCGAUGUAAGAGAUGAUGUUCCUGGGGAAAGGUCAAGCAUUGGCCAUAGCUCCAACUAGAGCAACGACAGGAGUAAUGUAGGACGUGGAGGUUGAGCAUCAAUCUCAUUUGGAGCAUUGUGAAGGUUUUCCUGCAUCUCGUAUGCUCAAGGAGUGAGAGAGGAGCAUCCACGACAGUAAUUCUAUAAUAGCUGAACCUCUAUCAGGGAUUGAGCUUUGCACUGAUGUUUUCAAACUUGGGCCGCUUAGAGAACCAAUUAGGUUACCAGUUUGUGGUUCAACCGGUCCAAGCGCUUGGACGACGGGUGAACCAGUGAUGAUGUCAUGAGCAAACGAUUAUAGGUAUGUAAUGUUGUCGAUUGGCUGUGAGCACGUGAAUCGUUUGGCCUUGGGGGUAAAGCGGAGUGCCGGCGGUCCAUUGAGUUAGGUGCUCGAGCCCCUCCGUGUGCAACAGCAGCCAGAAGCCCAAUUCUGUACCUGUGAGACUCUAAAAUUGGGUCGAUCCAAUUUUGAAAACCAGUCUGUUUCGCUGGUUUAGCGAGUGAACCGGUGAUCAAACCGGUUCGAUCAUUUUGGCCAAACUCCCUGCACAUACUUUAUUAGUUUUGGGCGAGGAGAUCAAGGGGAAAGCAAUGGAAUUGGCCAAAAUAAAGGGGCAAGAGCUUUAUAGUCUUCGAAUGUGCUUGACAUUCAGCCACUGAAAUCUUUUUGCAACGGCUCGAAAUUAACAAAACUAA